This is a messenger RNA of Notothenia coriiceps (black rockcod), 584 nucleotides long. Its product is annotated as elongation factor G, mitochondrial-like. NCBI's taxonomy places the organism in Eukaryota, Metazoa, Chordata, Actinopteri, Perciformes, Nototheniidae. Bases 207 to 584 code for a protein of 125 amino acids. Gene Ontology annotation, cellular component: mitochondrion. Gene Ontology annotation, molecular function: translation elongation factor activity; GTPase activity; GTP binding. The record is from RefSeq and is a predicted model, not a curated record. Gene Ontology annotation, biological process: mitochondrial translational elongation. The transcript is spliced from 4 exons.
UACUAUUUUACCUUUUGACAUUCGUUAUUUAAUUGUUUUCAAGAAACGCAAUUGGAAAAUGUUUGGCAGGUCUGAGUUUCCGUAGAAGCAGGAAGUAGCGUUUCACAACCAUCGGGGCUCCGGCGUGACAUUCACCGGGUUGUCAGAGUCAGGGUUAAGAAGAGGGGUAAAACGACCACCCUGCACUCAAACUAUAAGUUGUCAAAAUGAGAGUUCUACAGGCGGGUCUGUCUUUGGCCAAAUCUCAUCUCCUGGCUCCAGGAAGCGUCACUCUGAAAAAGGUGCUCAUCAACAGCUGUCGGACAUGCUCCUCCGGGUUCUAUCUCAACGAGAGCAUCCGCAACAUCGGGAUCUCGGCUCACAUCGACUCCGGGAAGACCACCCUGACCGAGCGCGUCCUCUUCUAUACCGGCAGGAUAGCAGAGAUCCACGAGGUGAAGGGGAAGGAUGGUGUGGGAGCCACUAUGGACUCUAUGGAGCUGGAGAGGCAGAGAGGCAUCACCAUCCAGUCAGCUGCUACAUACACUGUGUGGAAGGAUCACAACAUCAACAUCAUUGAUACACCAGGUGUGAAGGAGUGCUGA